UGACGGCACACGCCGUAUCAACCCUCGGUGUCUUAAACCCAAAACCCUAGCGCCUCUUCCAGCAGAAUGACUUAUUUUUCUCUUUAAAGGCCCUGAAACCACACACUUCCAUAAAGAAGAACAGAAGACGACCUUCAACUUUCACGGGUACAUUUUUUCUCUCCAAUUUCGACUCAUCCAGGGCUCACCCUCAGCUCUCUUCUAAACCUUUGUUUGGAAUUUCAUACAGGGUUUGAAAUAACUCAAAUGUAUAUUUGUUUUGAGAUUUUCAUUCUUGUGGGGCUGGAUUGAGGUGAAGCGAGUUGCAGUUCAAAUUGAUCCAUUGCAUGAUCUUUCUGUGACGGCGCCACUGUGAUUAAAAGAAAAAAUGAUCAAAGGAGGAAAGAGUUUGGUUUCUUCGCCUCCGGUGUUCUCAAACGAUGCUAAGAAGUUGCUUGUUUGCACCGGCUGUACCGUCUCUAUCUUCAGCACUUCAACUAGCUUGCAGAUCACAGAGUUGGAAGGGCACACAGCACUUGUAACAUCGGUUGUAGUGGUUCCAGCUUUUACUCCUUCCAGCAAAAUCCUGUGCUACUGCUGGACUUCUUCACUGGAUGGAACUGUUCGUUAUUGGGAUUUUUCACUGCCUGAAUUGAUGAAGACAGUUGAUAUUCGGUUGCCAAUCUUCUCCAUGGUAAUUCCAGGUAUAUUAAGCCAACUAGCUGAGACUGAUGGAAAAACUCCUAAUCUUUUCGCUUAUUUGUCUGUUGAAAAUACAAAAAUACAAGACGACCAGCCAAAGGUGCAUCGGAAAAUCUUGAAGUGUAACUUGACAAAGUCUCGUCUAGCUGCUGGAGUUAUAUUGGCGGAGACUCAACAACCAGAGUUAAUAACCAUUAGUUCCUCGGGAAAAUUCUUUGGAGUUCGAAACAAGCGCAAGCUUCAUGUAUGGGAGGUUAUCGCUCAUGAUCACGAGGGGGCUCCAAUUAAGAAGAUAACAUUGCAUCACACAAAGAACUUGACCGUUUUUGCUUUCCAUCCGACUGAGAGAAUUGUAGCUGCAGGUGAUGUAACUGGGAGGAUUUUGAUUUGGAGAAGUUUUGGUAGGAGAACAUUCUCUAUGGGUGAUGGACUAAUGAAUGGAAGAGCAAUGAACAAUGAAGAUGAAAGGCCUGGGGUUAGGGGUGAUGAUGAUGCUGAUUCUUGUGCCACUUGGCAUUGGCACUCUGCUGAAGUGAAGGUGCUGUCUUUCUCGUCUGAUGGGGCGUAUUUGUUUUCAGGUGGAAAGGAAGGAGUUCUUGUGUUUUGGCAACUGGACACAGGAAAAAAGAAAUUUCUACCCCGAAUUGGAUCUCCACUUUUAUAUUUUGCAACUUCACUAGAUCCUUCACUUUCCUCUGUAUCUUGUUCAGAUAAUCGGAUUCACCUGCUGAAAAUGCCUUCAAUGGAAAUCUUGAAGUCCAUAUCUGGGAUCAAGCUUCCUUGUUCAUUUCCAGAGAUAUAUGAAGGUUUACAUAGCCGGUUUAUAUUUGAUCAAACUGCUGGCUUGGUUGCCUUUCGUACAGAGAACUACUGCAUCCAAUUUUACAGCUUAUUUGAUGAUCGUGAAAAUUUUGAGGUCCAAAUCUGUGAGAGAAACCAUCAACCAAGUGAUGAUGUCACGGUGGUAGUGACUUUGAUGGUCCUCUCCCCAGAUGGGUCUAUGAUGAGUACAGCUGAAACCAAGUUUCCUGAAGAAGGAUUAGGAGGCCUUGUUUGUCUUAAAUUUUGGACAUCUGGUUCUCAAAGUAAAGGGUUCAUCUUAUCCACCAUCAUUUAUGAACCUCACAGGGAUGCUGGUAUUUCUGCUAUUGCUUUUCAUCCUACCCGUCAUAUGGCCGUCAGCUCUUCAUAUGGUGGUGACUUCAAGAUUUGGGCUUGCAGUCAUGAGAUUCAGCAAAGAGAUCAAACGCUUCAGAAUUCUGGCUGGACAUGCCAUGCUGUUGGUUCAUAUAAAAGAAAGCCGAUGACAGCUGCCACAUUUUCUGCCGAUGGUUCUGUUCUGGCCAUUGCUGCAGAAACUGUUAUCACAAUAUGGGAUCCAGAGAAGAAUGUCCUUGUGGCUGUUAUUGGAGAGACUCUGGAGCCAAUCACGAUGUUGUCAUUUAUUGGGAAGUCAGAGUAUCUUGUGUCUGCAUCCAGAGGUUCAAAAUCUCAACUGUCUCUUUGGAGCUUGUCGAAACUGUCUGAAUCUUGGUCAUAUAAGCUUCAAGCAGAAGCUGUAGCCUGUGUGAUGGAUGGUUCUUAUUUUGCUGUUCUCACCCUUCUUCCUCGAUCAUCCAAGCACACUGAGUUGACUGAAACUAAGAUAGAUGGAAGAGAUGGGGCGAUUUUAUUAUUCAAUGUGGGAGAACCUAUUCCUGUCACUACCUGGUUUGUAAAGAAGGCCAAGGGAGGGGGACUUGCCUUUAUUCAUGUAAAUUCAGCUUCCUUCAAAGGGAAUGUUUCGGAUGGAAAACUGCCUCCAGCAUUGCUUGCAUAUAUAAAUGGCAACCAUGAGUACGUUCUCUUUAACCCAUACAACCUAGAAGCACAUGAGCCCAGCAUGGUGGUUCGAGAGAAACCUGUUGGUAUUGAGGAUGAAACUGCAGGGAAAUUUGGGUAUGCAUCAAUCUAUGGGGCAUUACCAGAGUUUGAUGCGAAGAGAAAUCAGACUGAAUUGGCACCACUUUUGCCAUCUGAAAAGCCCUGGGAGACCAUAUUUUGUGGAUCAUCACAUAAUCUUCCACCCAUCACAAAAUUGUGUUCGGCCUUCCUGGAAUCUUUGCUAGAAAAGAGAACGCCAGUAAUCUCUGAUUGAACCACAUGAUGGAUUUUGCUUGACAGGUGUAGGAUUCCAAGUCAUCUUUCAACCGAUAGUUUGACAUAUUCUGGGAAAAAUGCCCUUGAUUCUUGAAUAUACUUACUGGUAAAAGAAAAUCAGAAUUCUUAUCAGUGAAAUAGGAAGAUUUAUGUGAGAGGCUAAAAGCUUGAGAAGAGGGCUUCCGUGUAAAUGCAAACAAAGCCUGGUUUGACGGCUUCAGGCUUUGUAAAUUUUGUAGCUUUGACCAUGCAAGUAGUUAUUUUUAUUUUUA
Messenger RNA from Vitis vinifera (wine grape), 3092 nucleotides. RefSeq lists its product as uncharacterized. The transcript is spliced from 17 exons. The coding region runs from base 368 to 2818 and encodes 816 amino acids. The record is from RefSeq and is a predicted model, not a curated record. Gene Ontology annotation, molecular function: protein binding. NCBI's taxonomy places the organism in Eukaryota, Viridiplantae, Streptophyta, Magnoliopsida, Vitales, Vitaceae.